Messenger RNA from Astrephomene gubernaculifera, 3888 nucleotides. NCBI's taxonomy places the organism in Eukaryota, Viridiplantae, Chlorophyta, Chlorophyceae, Chlamydomonadales, Astrephomenaceae. The record is from the annotation of a GenBank genome assembly.
UCACAAAGCAUGUAUUUGAUUUACCUUGACCGUAGGUGCCUAUGCACGGCCGGACUAACAGAACUGCAGCAAAGAGAGUUGCCCUUAAACAUCCAACACCCUCUGCAACUGAGAAGCGCGCGCGACAAGUUGGAACAACAAACCGGAAAAGCAUUUCGAGCGUCUCUGCCGCCAAGAAACCACCUGCGAAGCCCAAGGCUACCCGGGCAAAGCCAUCCUCAGCGCCAGCAGACGACAGCCAGCUCGCCUCCCGCGUCGUCCUCAAGGCGGUUACUCCAUCCUCGCUUAAGGGUGCAGGUGUAGUAAAGAAGAAGCGCAGUUCAAGAAGGCGCGAGCCCAAAAAAGUCCGUUUCGCCCAGGGUCCCUUGCGGGCUCCAGCGGGUGGUCCCGACGGCCACCCAACCGCUGAGGGGCGGGUCGCCAAGCCGGUACGCAUUCUAGACGGGGGAGCAUCACGAGCCUCAAGCGUGACCAAAAAAGACGUGCGAGAGUUAGACCAGCCAGAGCUGCUGGGCAACACGCAGUAUGAGUUCUCUUUGACCAAGCUCAAGAUCCGCGUGGGGUUGCUGCCGCCCGCGCAGCCCGCUCGGCCGUUCGCCAGCAAUCCCAAGAGGGCCAGGGGCAGCAGGCACAGCCAUGAGGAGGGCGGAGGCAGCGGGGAGGCUGCUGUGGCUCGGUAGGAGCGCGUGAACGGCUGCUACAAUGCAUCUCAGCCGUCGCGGGUGUGGAGCAGGGCCCAGACGGGCCUUGUCGUACGCUGUAGGGGACAGCUACAGCCGUGCAAUGACGGCUUAUGUACAUAGCAAGGGUAGUUGGACACGAUAACGCUUUCCGGUGCAUGCACUGUUGGGCCAUGGGACCAGAUGUCCCCAACAGGGAGGAAUGACAUGAGGCGAAGGAGCCGGGGGAUAUGCCAAGGAGCUUCGGUAUGUCGUGCCGGGCCCCAGGACCAUCUAGGUAGGCCCUUCCCUUGAGCGUGCCAGCGGGUGGAGGGUUAGGUAGGACGUGGUAUCUGUUCCGUACGUGAAGACACGCUUGACCGGGUAGAAGCGGUUUCCCUUCGUCGGGUACAUGUGCCUAAUUGAUGUGGAUAUGCCUAUUUUCUUAGCGGCGUGCUUGACGAUAAUAACGAUGUCCAGCUCUGAACGUAAGGCACUAAACAAUUUAGCACUCGUGGCCAGUGCCAGGCAAGUGCGGGCACUUCCCAGCUUGCUGUGUGCUGCUGUUGUACCAGGUCUGUUGUAUCAGACCUAACGGCUGUACAAUGCAUGGGCAUCUAUGAUCGAACGGAGGGAAUAGCGUGUGCACCUGUGCUCUACUUUAGCCGUAUGAUGCAUACCGAGUCACGGCGUGCUGUGUCUCUGUCGACAGGACCGUAAGGGCUUCCCGGCCGACCCGGAGGUCGAGCGGGUGGAGUCGGCUUGCAAGGCCUUGCAAAGCCUGGUACAGAUACCACCGUAUGGCAAUGUGAACUCGCAUCCCGGUAAUGCGAUUGCGGAUGUAAUUGCCCAGCUGCAAUCGGCAAUUCAUGCAGCGAGGUGAGGGGCGAUCUUCCCAUAAGACAAAUAACGUUCAUAAACACUUGUCUUGGUACAAGAUACUAAUCUAUUGUGGUGGCGCACUAACCUUUACUACCGGUGUACUCUUAGCUCUAGUUGCCUUUGCAACUUUAUGCCGCCCAGUCGCAGUCACAACAUUCCGACAGGAGUAGAUUGCUAAAUCAUCCUCAUAUAUAUAAGUAACAAAAUAGUAGAGACAAAUGUGGGGCAUUCUUGCGGUGUCCUUGCUUACCCGUCCAUCGAGAUGCGCCGCUGCACCAGUGUCAGCCUUGUGCAGGACAGCUCUAUUACAUGCACAGGUUCCAGCAACACGUCUCAUAGGUUUUUCAACCGCUAAGGAGCAUGUCAGCUCUUCCGCAACUGAUGCUUCCAGGCCUACACAUCCAUUGCCGGCAUCCGCGAGCACGACGCCGCCCACUGCACCAGCUGACCAAUCCCCUGCUAAUCCACAGCACGCAAAGCCACCUACCAGCAGCGCAUCGCCGCUCAACUCCACCAAGCCCCCCACUUCCGCCGACGCACCGCACCAUCCUCCAUCCCCUUCACCCAUCGCCGCCGCCACGCCUUCAACUCCGCCUCUAGACACCAGCGCAACCCCACCUACGGAACCACCUCACGCCUCAGGCGCCGGUCCGGGUCCCAGCUCCAGUGUUUUGGGCCUUAUGCGGCUGAUCCGCGUCAGCCGCAGUGCCGUGGACUUGCGCAUGGCGCUGAGCCGCCACGCGGGGGAUGUGGACCAUGUGGCACUGGUGGCGGCCAUGACACGACUGGCGCAGAUCGCCGGCAGCUCCAACACCGGCACCUCCCACCGCGAGCGCUCCCAGCAACGCGACCUAGCCGCCCACCUCGCCGCCCAGCUCGCCGACCCCGCCUCGCCCCACCUGCCCCGCUGCACCGCCCGCCACCUCGCAACCUGCCUCCACGUCCUAGCCGACAUGCACGUCAAACCCAGCCAGACCGUCUGGCGCACGCUGCUGGCCGCACUGGCUGCGGAUCGCGCCGCAUUGCUUGUACGGCAGGGCAGCAGCAGCGGGCUAGAUGUAGCCAUGGUAGCUCUGUCGCUGUCGCGUCUGGGCUGCCAUGGCCGUGCAGCAUGGAAGGCGGUGGCGCUGGGUGCGGAGGCGCAUGCAGCGGCCAUGAGCCCCCAACAGGUGGCUAACACCAUGUCCGCGUUGGCGAGGGCGGGUGGGGCGGAGGGCGGGUUAAACGCCAAGGAGUUUGACAAGGCCGUUGGUUUGCUGCUGGCACGUGCGGUGGCGGAUGCGGAGUCGUACAGCGGUCGCAACCUGGCGAAUGCGGUUUGGGCGGGUGUACGGCACAUGCAGGCUCGCGCGAUGCAGCAGGGACAGGGUCGGGGCGGCAGCUCCAAAGCAGCGCCGCAGUCAGGGGAAGCGGCAGGGGAGGCGGGUUUGCUGGAGGAGGAGGAGGGAGCUGCGGAGUUGCUGCUGGGGGCCUCCGGGGGUGCGGACCCGCAGCAGCUGGGUGCGGUGGAGGCGCUGGCGGGCCGGCUGCCGGAGCGGCUGCGGCAGUGCACCCCCACGGAGCUGGCGAGGGCGGCGUGGGCGCUGGCGCGGCUGGGGUGCCGGGAGGAGCGCGCGUGGGAGAGCUUGGGGCGGGAGCUGCGGCACAGUGCGGGCGCCCUCCAACCCGACGAGAUGUGUACCAUGGCGGAGGCGCUGCGCUACGCCUCCAUCCGCAUGCGGGAACCCCCUGCACCCUCCUCCUCCGCCGCCGCCGCCUCCCCCACCUCCUCCACCUCCACCUCUGCCACCCCAGCCCCCUGCGACCCCGCCGCGCACCUGCCACCGCUCUUCGCGGCCGCCUCGCUGCGGGUGCGGGAGCUGCGGCCGCAGCAGCUGGUGCGGAUGCUGCGGGUGGCGGCGCAGCUGGCGGAGCAGCAGCAGCUGGAGCAGGGGCAGCAGGGGCUGCCGCAGGAGGUGCUCUCCUUUGUUAAGGAGGCCCGAUCCCACCUCCUGCAAACCCCGGCGCACUCCUUCCCCCGCAUGUGGCUGGCUGCCUCCCUCGCCACCAGCCUCACCAAGCUAGACCGCCAGCAGCAGCAACAACAGCACCCCAGCUCCCUCGCCUCCCUCGCCACCACCGCACCCCCCCACUGCGUCAUUCCCUUGCGGCACGAGCACCAACUCCAACAGCAGGAGCUACAGCCGCAGCAGCUGCAACCGCAGCCGCAGCAGGCGAAGGGGAAAGGGAAGGAGAAGAAGAAUGAGGCGGAGCAGAAGAAGCAGAAGGAGGCGAUUGGCGGGGCCGCAGGGGAUGCCUCCAUGGCAGCAGCAACGGGGCCGGAGGGGCGGCAGCUGUUGGACCACUU